ACAUAUCCCAGACUCCAGUCCAGAGACAUGACAUGAACUGGACUGUGGACUAGAUUGCUAACUAGCUAAAGUUAGACCAUGAACGUGCCAUGGAAUGAUCGAAUUUGUAACUAACUGUAACGUAUCGAGCUGUAUUCAGAACGUUAAUCCAUGACCACGAUUACCAUUUUUUUAUGUUACUGAUCAAAUUGCUUUAUCCACUAACGUUAGGAAGUUAUCUGCCCACCUAGCUGGUUUGAACGUGAAACGUGUUCUUUAUGAUUGAAGUGUGAAUGGAGGCAACACAGCUGAUCGAUGACUCAGUAUUGGAAGAGUCAGAGGAGGAGGAGGAUGAUGGAGAGAAGCGAGGAGAGCCACUGGCCAAACUCAGGGUGUUAAAAAAUAAACACAUCACAGAGACUGAGUUGCCUCUCUACCAGGGAGAAAAUGUGUUGGGUCGAAACCCAGACUCCUGCUCCCUGCCCCUCGGGGCCCGCUCCGUAUCCAAGCAACACACCAUCAUCUCCAUCUCAGUGUUUCGCGGCAACCGUCGUCACGGCAAUGUUGCCGCCAUGGAGACAGAGGCUUUAGUGUGGGACCUGGGCAGCAUGAACGGGACAAGGAAGGGCCGGGCCAAACUGACCCCUCACGUCCGCUACGCUCUGACCGAGGGAGAGUGUGUGGUAAUAGCUGACAUCCCCUGCCAGUAUGUCUCUGUGGACCAGAGGGGGGGACAGGGGCACAUGCAGAACCCGACGAACGCACACUCUGGAAGGGGAAGGAGGUCACGGCUAGACAGGAAGGCCCAGCUCAGAGGAAGCCCUAGCGGCCAAGGUCUGGGACGAGAGACUGGCACACCGAAGACUGAGAGACCGACUGAGGGUAGAGGAGUCAAUGGAGAGAUGGGGGCACCAUUGUCGACUGAGCUGGGUGGAAAGGGUAAAACUCCGGCCAUACCCCUGUCGUUUGAACAAACCCCCACACAGCCUGAGAGGACACUGGUGCCUGAAUCUGAGUCUGACUCCGAUGGAGAGCGAGAGGGACGGAGAGACAAACGGGGAAAGUACUUUGUCUCUGAUUCUGACUCCCACAUGUCCAGUCCCACCUGUUCUACAUUCCUCAGUCCUACAAACAAAGUCAUUCCAGAGAGUGAGGACGAGAGCCCCAUCACUCCCUCCCCCUCCGCUAAAAACAGACCCAAGAAAAUAGUGAGCUUCAGUGAGGAGGAGAGCGACAUGGAUGGACCGAGACAGCAGCCCAGGAGAAGAAGAGCCCAAGUGAUAGUGGACAACAGCGAAGAAGAGGAGGAGGAGGGGAAGGAAGGGAAAGAGGCUCUAGGAGAGAAGGAAACUGGGAAAAGGACAAGAGGAAAGGAGGAUGUGUCAGUGGUGAACCAGGUCCGUCAAGCUGAGAGAGAUGGACCAAUGGUGUCUACAGAGGACAAGUUUAACAUGGACAGUGACACAGACGUAGAGGGAGAGGAGGAGAUGGGGCUGUCUGCACCUGUAAACGCUGUUAAACCACCAGCCGUAACAGAACCUCCUACUACAGACUCUGACCCAGGCCAGAUCCACAUGGACAGUGAUACUGAUGUGGAGGAAGGGGAUGACUCUAAAUUAAUGUUAACUGCUGCCGAUGUGGAGAGGAAACCAGUAGAUUCUGUCCCAGUGGUGCAGCCAACAGAGAUCCACCUGGACAGUGAUACAGAUGUGGAUGAUGAUGAUGAUGUUGUUGUUGUGUCAGACAGUGCUACCAAUGUUACCUCCUUCGUAUCCGAUCCGGCCGAGAAACCAGACGAUUCUGCCCCUGCGGUGCCGCCCGUAGAAUUCCACCUAGACACUGACACAGAUGUGGAAGAGGAGGACACAGACACACGUUCCAAAACAGUUCCAGAAUCAGAUUGUGGUGGGAUCAGAACAGGGAUUGCUGGUCACCAGGAGAUCCUUUUGGACAGUGAUACUGAUGAAGAAGACAACCCUUUUGCCCCUCCGGCCAGCAGCAGAACAGCGGAGCUCCUUAUUCCACCCACCAGUGUAGGACCUGCAGCUGCUGCUCCUCUGGAGAUCAUGUCUGACAGCGACACAGACUUAGAGGAAGACGCCACACAGACCAGGAACCUUCCUCCUCCUAAUGUCGCCACGGUAACGGAGGACGCGGUGUUAGCGUCGCGACAGGCCGUGCUUCCAUCACCCACAACAACGACAACCGGUGCUGUUGCCAAGACAACCGCUCUCAGGUCUCAGGACUCUGAUGCUGACACAGAUGCUGAGGAUGAGCGGUUGGAGCCCAAACCCCCCCGGUGUCGGCCCCCAGCAGGGAUGGUCCCGGAGUCGGACCUCAGUGAGCCCAGUGACUUCAGGAUGGACAGUGAUACGGAGGAGGAUGGACCAAGGGAGGCAGGCCAGGGACAGACUGGAGGUCGGAUCAGAGAGGGGGCAGCUGGCCCUGGGCUGCUCCCCCUGGGUGGUUCCCCUGGCCCUCAUCAGAAGUGCUCCACCCCUUUGGCAUCGUCAGUACAGGAGGAGAUUGAGACUCAGGCCUUCUUCAGUCCCUCUGACCCAUUCAGACACCCAGCUCUCCCUCCUGUGCUGAGGCCUACAGCAGCAUUGUCCUGCUCUGCAUCAGACAGCCAGGAGGACGAUGACAUUGUGGUGGCCGAGACCCAGUCAUAUGUGUUGGAGGCCCAGAACCAGGACCAUCAGAGCAACCUUCCAUUGGAACCCACCCUGGAUGCCACGCAGCCCUACAGUCUGGAGCCUUCCUUGGGGGAGGACCGGGAGGAGCAGCCCAGCCGAGGCUCCUUCCAGCUGGGUCUGUCAGACAGCAGCCACCUCCAGACCAGGGACCAGGCCUCAGAGAGCACCCAGGCAUUCAGCUUCCCAGGUGGGGAUUCUGACCUGGAGGCCACCCAGACCUAUGGAUCUGGAGGGGGGAGCAAGGAGCCUGGCCUGGGCCAGAGGUCUGCGGUGUUCGGGAGGAACAGGCAGGUGGACUUUGUCCUGGAGGCAACACAGGCUUAUGCUGCCCAGCCUCGCAGUGACACAGAGGAGGAAGAUGAAGAGGAGACACAGCCCUUGGAAUUCCCCACCCCGUCUAAUGUUGCUACGACUGAAACCCUGCCCAUGUCUGCCUAUGAGGAAGAGGACGGUGAGGAGGAGGAAGAUUUGGUUGGGGCCAAGCCCCUGACCCCAGUAAGGAGAGGGAGAUCUGGAGGAGCGAGGGAGAGAGAGGAAGAGGAGCAUGAGACCCAGACUGGUGAGGUGCUGACCAACCAAUACCUCUCCACAGCUCAAACUCUGGACAUGCUCCAGGAGAGUGAUGAUGAGGAAGAAGCCAAACCAGACUCGCCUAGAAGAAGACGGUCCCAAAAACAGACAGUAGACGAGGAAGAGACACAGACUGUUGGCGCCUACCUCUCCACUGCUGAAACCCAGCCCAUGUUUACUGCUGCUGAGGAUGAUGAUGAUGAGGAGGAGGAAGAACUCAACCCUCCAUCACCCGGAAGGAGGGGAAGUUCCCGGAGAGGGAGAGUAGAAGAGGAGGAGACACAACCUAGUGAGUUCCUCACCAGCUCCCACAUCUCCACCGCUGAAACUCAGCCUAUGGGUACUUGUGACACUGAGGAAGAGAAGGAGGAAGACACCAAAGCUAAAGGACGGGCUCAGAGAAGGCGAGGGAAAGAGUCGGAGGCUGGGACAAGCGGUGUCAGCAGUAGAGGUAGAAGAGGAGCUAGAGGAGGAGAUGAGAGCUCUGAGCCUCUGAAAACGCAGAUGAAGGGGAAGGCUGUGAACACCGCGAGAGGCGGAGGGAGGAGAGGGAAGGUGUUGCCUGAGGAGGAAGAGAGUGAGAAAGAGGCGGAGGUGGUUGGGCAAGGGAGGAGGGGAAGAGGAAGAAAGAGUGUGAAACAACAGAAAGAGGGAGAAAAAGACAGACUUGAGAAGGAACGGAGAGAGAAGGAACGGAGAGAGAAGGAACGGAGAGAGGAGGAAGAGGGAAUGGAGAAGGAAAGACAAGAACAGGCUGAGAAGGAACGGAGAGUGGAGGACGAGGGAAUAGAGAAGGAAAGACAAGAACAGGCUGAGAAGGAACAGUUGCAGAAGGAAAAAGUGGAAUCAGGAAGGGUUAUGAAGGAACAACAGGACAGAGAGAGGAUGGAGCAGGAACUUAAAGAACAAGAUGAGAGAUUAGAGAGGGAGAGGGUGGAAAGAGAAGAAACAGAAAGGAUGGAGAGAGAGCGGCUUGAGAGGGAAAGGAAGGAACGAGAAGAGCAAGAAGGACUGGAGUGCGAGAGGGCAAAAAGAGAAAAGGAGAGAUUACAGAAAGAAAAAGAAAGAAUAGAGAGGGAGAGGAAAGAAAGAGAAGACGGGAAAAGACUGGAGAGGGAGGAAAAAGAGAAGCAAGAAAAAUUGGAGCGAGAAAGCAGGCAAAGGGAAGCGCUAGAGCGAUUGGAGAGAGAGAGGGUGGAGAAAGAGAGAAUAGAGGGAGAACAAGCCGAAAAGGAAAGACUGGAGAAAGAGCGUAGAGAGAUAUUGGAGAAAGAAAAAAUGGAAAGAGAAGAGAAGAAAAAACAGGAGCGAGAACGACUGAAGAAGAACAACGAAGAGAAGGAACGAUUAGACAGGCAAAUGAAGGAAAGAGACCUGAAAGAAAAACAGGAGAGGGAGAAGAAGGAAAGAGGAAAGAGGGAAGCCGAGGAGAAAGAAAAGGAGAUUAAAGAACGACAAGCGAAGGAACAAGGAGAAAAACAAGCAAAGAAAGAUGACGAAAAUGAGCCAAAAACAUCCACGAGAGGUCGCAGAGCCACCUCCAGGAGAACCGUCACGGUUCCACCCACAACGGAACCACAACCUGAACUUGAUAUUCUGUCCAGCAAACCAGAACCAGUCCCAGCUAGUAUAACUAGGUCUCGCUCCAACUCUUCCAACUCUGUCAGCUCUGAGAGAUCCAGCAUAGGCACUCAGGGGAGCAGAGGGAGAGGGGGGAGGAAGACCACCAGCACCACAGAGCCAGCCCCUGGUCCAGACAACCCCACCCGCAACAGCACCAGGAGAAGGACGAUGGUCGGGACGGUUGUGGCUCCCCCUGCUGCUGUGGAGGUCACAGUGCAGGACAUUCUCUCCAGCGAACAGUUUGUUGCCAGGAGAACCCGCUCUCGCUCCAGCUCCACCAACUCCCACAGCUCCACCAACUCAGAGGUCUCCACCUGUAUCGUGGCUAGCGUGAGCUCUCAGAGCAAAGGGAGGGGAGGAGGGAGAAGGAGGAAAACUGGGACAGAGUCUCUCUCCCCCAGUAACAGGCAGAGUGAGCAGCCUCCAGCCCCCAAGCCCACAGCCAGAGGCAGGAGAAGCCAGAAAGUAGAGGAUUAUGGUCCACACCCUGAGAUGAAUGAGAAGGCUGAUUCUCAGGAGGCUGGUGGUACCACUAGAGGGCAGAAGAAAACAGCCAAAACCAUUGAGCCAGACCCUGUAGUAGCAGAUGAAGAAACCACUCCAGCCCAGGUAACAGAGGACUCCCCCGCUCCUAGAGGGAAUGGAAGAGGCCGGGGCCGAGGCGGACAGAAAGACAACACACCUGAAUCCACUCCUACAAUAGCAGGAGGGGACACUCCAAGUGAAGAGGGACUGGAGUCUAAAACAGGUGGGAGAGGGAAAGGGAGGAAGAGGGGGCUGGAAGAGGAGGAGGAGAGCAGGGGGUUCAAGGUUCCCCGGGGGAAAGCUAAGGUUCAGAGGGGAGGGAGAUGCAGGACAGCAGAGGAGGAAGGAGAGGAAGAGGAGAAUCCUACAUCCACUCCAGCAAAGAGGGGAAGAGCCUCCACUGCCCAGGUGAAGAAGAUAGCAGAGGAGGAGAAGAGUAUGGAGGGACAGAGUGAGAAGAUGGAAGAGGCUGGUACUGUGCAGAGGAAAGUCCGAGGCAGGCAGUCGACGGUUCAGAUAAAGAAAAAAGAGGACGCUGUUUUGGCCUCUAAUUCUGUGGUGCCCCAGACCCCUACAGGUAAGGGCAGAGGUAAGCGUAGGGCCUCUGUGGAAUCAUCACCGCUGGCUAAGACCCCUCGCUCCUCCUCUGUCUCUGCCCUGUCCUCCCUCUCCUCCCCUGGGACACUGGGCCCAGCUAGGGCUGCCACGCAGUCCUACAAGGUGUUGUUUACAGGAGUGGUGGAUGAGGAGGGGGGGAAGGUGGUGUCUCAUCUGGGGGGCAGCCUGGCGAAGGGCGUGGCUGACAUGACCCACUUGGUGACUGACAGGGUCCGACGCACCGUCAAGUUCCUGUGUGCUGUGGCCCGCGGCGUGCCUGUCGUCACCACCGAUUGGCUGGAUAAGUGUGGUAAGGUGGGUCGUUACCUACCUACUGACAGGUACCUGGUGAAGGACAGAGAGCAGGAGAACAAGUUCAGCUUCUGUCUGGAGGAAUCACUGAGGACCGCCAGCACCCAACCUCUACUACAGGGUUAUGAGGUCCAUGUGACCAGGUCAGUGUUGCCAGAGCCAGCCCAGAUGAAGGACAUCAUCGUCUGUAGCGGAGCUCGCUUCCUCUCCACGAUGCCCUCCACUCAGAAGGCCCAGGCCCGGACCCUAGUGAUAUCGUGUGGGGAGGACUGGGCUCUCUGUGCUCCUGCUCUCUCUGCUUCUCUCCCCGUCCUCAGUGCUGAGUUCCUGCUAACUGGUAUAUUACAGCAGAGAGUGGACCUGGUAACCCAUGUCCUCUCAGCCCCCAAACCCAGGGCCCAGCCAGGAGCCAAAGGCCAGACCAGGGGCAGGAAGAGAAUGUAACAGAAAGACCAAACUCACCUGGGUGGUAUUCAUUAGUGCAUACUGUAGCAAAACAUUAUGCAACAGAAAACAAACACUAGUGUUUCUUAUUGGACAAGUUCAGGUAAUCCCUCCCUGUUUUAGUCUGUUUUCUACUGUUAGGUGAAUAUGACCCUGUCUACAGGGCCAGGGAGAAGGCAUUACAGUUCCAGAGAAGACCACAGACAGAUGACACCCACGUGUGUGUGUGUGUGUGUGUGUGUGUGUGUGUGUGUGUGUGUGUGUGUGUGUGUGUGUGUGUGUGUGUGUGUGUGUGUGUGUGUGUGUGUGUGUGUGUGUGUGUGUGUGUGUGAUGGCAUAGCAUGCAGCACCCACCUCCACCUGUAUAGAGAGCAGUAGCAGGUCCAGGCCACAGAGGAGUGGUAAGUACAGUACUACUCCCCUGGAGGGGCAUGAGACCAUUAGACACCUGAGAGAGGGGAGAAUGAGGAUUUGGCUGUACAAGAGACAGUGGCAGCAUCCCAAAUGGAACCCUAUUGCUUACUUUUGACAAGAGCCCUGCACUAUAUAGGGAAUAGAGUGCUAUUUGGGACGCAGACGUAAAAGGCUAGUGAGAGGAGACAUCCACCUGUAUGACCAGCUAAACUAGAUAGUUGAGAAUGUAUUCACUCAGAUAAGAAGACAAACAAACCCAAGAGAUGGAAAUGUAUUCCUAUGUUUAUGAGGGUAGAGAGAAAAUACAUGCAGAGAAAUGCUCUGAAUAGAUUUGUGUUCAUAAAAGAGAUAAAUAUCUGUUAACAUAGAGAGAGUAAUAGAUAAGAUCAUUUACUGCCUAUCCCAGUCUCUUCCUCUUUUCCUGUCUCUUCCCUCCCUCUCCUGAUCCUUUAUCUAUACUGAUUAAUAGCCACCCUCUCGCCUUUGUAUAAAGAUAACAAAUAUAUAUAUAUAGUGCCUAUUUUAGGAGGAUAAUGUUGAAUAUACCAGAUAUGUCUUCACUAGCUGUGAUUGCUGAAGGGACAUGUCUUAAAGAAAGGACUGAUUGUUUUAAUGCUGCUCGUCCUUCUACAUCUUUGUAUGUCGAGGAGUUAAAUGUGUCUUUAUUUACCGACCAAUAAACCUUUUGUACUGAA
This is a messenger RNA of Salmo salar (Atlantic salmon), 7855 nucleotides long. NCBI's taxonomy places the organism in Eukaryota, Metazoa, Chordata, Actinopteri, Salmoniformes, Salmonidae. The record is from RefSeq and is a predicted model, not a curated record.